AUGACUGAGCGAAAACGCAUGCCGCGUCUUAUUGUCAUCCGCCACGGUGUAACUGAAUGGUCCAAGACGGGACAGCACACCGGGCGCACGGAUUUGCCUCUCCUGGAUGAAGGGGUUCACGAGGCGAUAGAGUUUGGCGAUCGCCUGGUGGGCUACUCUGAUCAAGCAGUGCUGUGCCUUCCUGAAAUUGGAUACAUUCUUCGAAGUCCACGCACGCGAUGCGUACAGACGUUGGAAUGUAUGCUUGGGACAGAGGAGCAACGUAAGAUGAUGGGGAUGCCGAAUGUUCAAGUGCUUGAUGACUGUCGCGAAUGGGACUAUGGACAGUACGAGGGUCAGACCACAGAAUGCAUUCGCAAGAGCAGGCCAGGAUGGAAUGUAUUCGAACAUGGUACACCAUCGCAUGAGACAAAUCCAGACUUGCCUGGAGAGUCGCCAGAACAGAUCAGUGAGCGAGCGGAUCGUGUUGUCAAGCUCAUUCGGGAAUGGCAUCAGACUACAAAAAAAGACGUUGUAGUUUUCACGCACGGUCAUUUCAGCAACGUGCUUAUCGGUCGCUUUCUUCGCUUGCCUCUGUCCAUGUCCAAGGUCCUGGUCAUGAGUGCAACAGGAACAGCUAUUCUAUCCUACACGCAUCACACGUUCGACGAACCUGUUCUUAUAGGACUUUUGUCGCCAGGAUUCGAUAUGCAAACAGGUUCUUCUCCAGUUUCUACCAAGAGUCAUGAAGAGUAUCAAUACUUGGAACUCGUGUCAUCGAUUAUUCGACAUGGUGAAAUACGUAAGGAUCGCACUGGCACAGGUACCAUUGCUAACUUUGCUCCGCCUAAGACGCUCAAGUUUAAUUUGACUGGUGGAAAGCUGCCACUUCUCACUACUAAGCGCGUUUUUUUCCGUGGUGUGCUUGAGGAAUUGCUGUGGUUUAUCUCAGGAAGCACGGAUGCCAAGCGACUCAGUGAUCGUGAUGUGCAUAUUUGGGAUGGAAACGGAUCACUUGAGUUUUUGCAUAAGCGCGGACUGACAGAUCGUCGCGAAGGUGACCUCGGUCCCGUGUACGGUUUCCAAUGGCGUCACUUUGGUGCCAAGUAUGUCAAUGCUGACACCGACUAUACAGGACAAGGCGUUGAUCAACUGGCUAACAUUAUUCACCAAAUCCGUCACAAUCCGACCGACAGGCGUAUCUUGCUAAGCGCUUGGAACCCAGCAGAUUUGGACAAAAUGGCACUCCCCCCGUGCCAUAUCCUCUGUCAAUUCUUUGUGUCAUUGCCCACAGAAGAGCAAAAAGGACGAGGACAGCGGCCCCGUUUGUCGUGCCAAAUGUAUCAGCGAUCUUGUGACCUCGGACUUGGUGUACCUUUCAAUAUUGCUAGCUACAGUUUACUGACACAUUUCAUCGCAGCCGUGACGGACUGCGAAGCUGCAGAAUUCUCAUUGGUAAUGGGUGAUGCUCAUGUAUACUUGGAUCAUGUGGAACCAUUACGGCAUCAGCUCAAUCGUGAGCCUCGAGACUUUCCUACGAUACGAUUUCGACGGACAUUUGACUGCAUUGACGAUAUCCGCCCUGAAGAUGUGGAACUGCAAGCCUACUCUCCACACGGUAAGAUAGAAAUGCGCAUGAGUGUAUAA
Malassezia restricta is the source of this 1626-nucleotide messenger RNA. RefSeq names its product thymidylate synthase. The record is from RefSeq and is a predicted model, not a curated record. The transcript has a single exon. Gene Ontology annotation, biological process: dTMP biosynthetic process. Bases 1 to 1626 code for a protein of 541 amino acids. NCBI's taxonomy places the organism in Eukaryota, Fungi, Basidiomycota, Malasseziomycetes, Malasseziales, Malasseziaceae. Gene Ontology annotation, cellular component: mitochondrion; cytosol. Gene Ontology annotation, molecular function: thymidylate synthase activity.